UAAUAUACGACACCUCCCCGAACAAUCGUCACCGGCCGUGCAUGUUGCCUUGUCAUUUGCCAAUCUUGGCCACCCAUCACCUCUAAGAAUGCAACCACAAACUACCAAAUCAAGCAAAGAAAAGAGAAGCCAAUCUGUAUUUUCAGUUUCAAGAACAAACACUCUUUCGGGAAGCUCACAUGCCCAUAUAAAGUUAGCCAGCUUAAACGCCGCCAUUCAAUACUCUCCAGAAGCUCCCAUACCUUAUAUAUAUAUAUAUAUAUAUAUAUAUAUAUACUCUUUUUCUCUCCAUCUCCUCUACUCUGGUUGUUCUCUGUUUUGGUUUCUUUAUUUUUUCCUACUUCUAGGCUGGUGUUAAUGGCGGAGAAGGAUAAAGAGAGAGAAGAAGCAGAGUUUUUCUUGGAUGAUGACGACGAUGAUGGUGAGUAUAAUAUUGGAGACUUAGAAGGGAACAAGAUAAUUGAGAUUGGUGGUAGGAGCAGCAGUACCAGUAGCAGCGGAGAAGCGGCUGAUAAUGGUGAUGGUUGUGGAACUUUCUCUUCUCAGCAAUGGCCUCAAAGCUACAGGGAAACGGUUGAUUCUUACUCAAUCUCAAUGUCCCCAAGCUUUGGGUUGCUUCGACAUGCACAAAGCUGCCAUUAUUCAAGUCUUGAAAGCUGUAGUAAGAGUUAUUUAGAACAAGAUGGAGAGUUUCCUUUACUGUCUGAUCAAGAAAAGGGUUUUCAGAAGGAAGACUCGGAUAUGAUUUCAGCAGCACAAUUGUCAUUCUCAAAAGGUUCCUUUGCCAGUGGUGAAUUACCCAUUGCUCAUGGAUGUAGCUUCACACAAACUGUCUUCAAUUCGGUUAAUGUGAUGGUUGGAGUUGGUCUUCUUUCAACACCUUAUACGGUGAAAGAAGCAGGCUGGGCAAGUUUGGUAGUACUAGCUUGUUUCGCAUUUGUGUGUUGUUACACAGCAUAUCUUAUGAGACAUUGCUUUGAAAGCAAAGAAGGUAUCUUGACCUACCCAGAUAUAGGUGAAGCUGCUUUUGGGAAAUAUGGACGUCUUGCUAUAGCUAUCAUUCUGUAUAUGGAGUUAUAUUCAUACUGUGUGGAAUUUAUUACUUUGGAGGGUGAUAAUCUUACUAGGCUAUUUCCUGGAACGUCCUUGCAUUGGGCUGGCUUUCAUCUUGACUCCAUGCACUUCUUUGGAAUCCUAACUGCGCUUAUUGUCCUGCCAACUGUUUGGCUAAGGGAUCUUCGUGUCAUAUCAUACCUUUCAGCUGGUGGAGUUGUAGCGACAAUUUUGAUUGUUCUUUGUGUGAUUAUCCUUGGUACAGCAGGGGGUGUUGGGUUUCAUCAAACUAGUCCAGUGGUAAAAUGGAGUGGCAUUCCAUUUGCAAUUGGUGUUUACGGGUUCUGUUAUUCUGGGCACUCAGUUUUUCCGAAUAUCUAUCAAUCAAUGGCUGAUAAAACAAAAUUUACCAAGGCAGCAAUAAUAUGCUUCAUCUUGUGCUUACUGCUUUAUGGGGGCAUUGCGGUAAUGGGAUUUCUCAUGUUCGGUGAAGAUACACUAUCUCAAAUAACAUUGAAUAUGCCACCACAUGCCUUCACUUCAAAAAUCGCCUUGUGGACUACAGUUAUCAACCCACUUACCAAGUAUGCUUUGUUGAUGAAUCCAUUGGCCAGGAGUAUAGAGGAGCUACUGCCAGUUGGAGUAUCGAGUAGUUUGUGGUGCUUCGCUUUUCUAAGAACAGGAUUGGUCUUCUCAUCUGUUUGUGUGGCUUUUCUUCUUCCUUUUUUUGGUCUCGUGAUGGCUUUAAUUGGUUCUGUCCUCAGUCUGCUCGUGGCAGUAAUAAUGCCAUCAUUAUGUUUUCUAAAGAUCAAGGGGAAGAAAGCAACAAGAACACAGAUUAUUUUGAGCUCUACAAUUGCUGCAUUGGGCAUCAUUUGUGCAAUCCUUGGAGCAUACUCUUCGUUGUGGGAUAUUGUGAAGCAAUUCUGAAGUAUCAGAUAGUUUUAACAAGCAAAGUAUUAUGAUUAAUAGAUGUGUUAUCUCACUGCAGCAAUUUAUAUUUGACUGGGAAAUUUUAGAUCUAUAAACUUGGAAGCUCAUUACUUUCUUUUCAUAACUAGUUCUUCAGGAGUUGUAUUCAGCAUAUUGAUAUGAUAAACUCUAAUCAAGUACAAGUUAUACAACAAUAGUUGCAUCAAAACAAUAUUGGGAUUUUGUUUUU
Messenger RNA from Hevea brasiliensis (rubber tree), 2215 nucleotides. RefSeq names its product amino acid transporter AVT1A. Gene Ontology annotation, cellular component: plasma membrane. Lineage: Eukaryota; Viridiplantae; Streptophyta; Magnoliopsida; Malpighiales; Euphorbiaceae. The record is from RefSeq and is a predicted model, not a curated record. Bases 358 to 1983 code for a protein of 541 amino acids. The transcript has 12 exons.